Messenger RNA from Colletotrichum karsti, 2313 nucleotides. Its product is annotated as C6 transcription factor. Gene Ontology annotation, biological process: regulation of DNA-templated transcription. The coding region runs from base 1 to 2313 and encodes 770 amino acids. The transcript is spliced from 6 exons. The record is from RefSeq and is a predicted model, not a curated record. NCBI's taxonomy places the organism in Eukaryota, Fungi, Ascomycota, Sordariomycetes, Glomerellales, Glomerellaceae. Gene Ontology annotation, molecular function: zinc ion binding; DNA-binding transcription factor activity, RNA polymerase II-specific.
AUGCAACCGGAACGGAAAUACAGAAGCAUUCUUCCAGGUCCUCCGGCCAACAACCCGAGAUCCCUUACUGACGACGAUGGGGAUGCCGCCUCCUCAUCGGCGAGUGGAGGUCUUGGGGGCCAGGAGGGCUCCAAGAGGAAGCGCCGAGCCACGACUAAAGCCUGCAACAGCUGUCGGGAGAAGAAGAUAGGGUGCAACGGUUUGCAACCAUGCAGCCACUGCCAGCGCCGCGGUCUGGCCUGCGAGUAUGCGACCAUAUCAAAGACCAUUCUCAACUCCAUCCCCUCGGGGAUGAAGCUGCUCAACGAAUCGACAGCAAAGACCCAGAGGUAUGCCGCAGAGCUUCUGAGCAUUCUUCGCUCUCUCCCCGACGACCAGGUUCGAGACGUCCUCCAGCAGUUGCGGGCUGGGGGGGAGGCCUCGAACAUCGUCGCGUCCCUCCGGGGACAACUCCAUUCUGCUUAUGACGUCCCCUUCCACGGGAUCCUUCACGGGGUCCCACCUCCAGACCAGAACUCUCUUGAAUUCGAAUUGAUGGUGCGUCACGCCAUCGCUUACUCACCUUGGGCCCCGACAGAAGUCCCGCAUCUCGACUUUGAGCUCUCUUCUUCCUCGAGGCCCAGCCAAAGUCUGUCCGUCGAGUCUCCGUCCACCGCAGUCUCCCCCAUGUCAACCGACACACCCUCCCCGUUGCCGCCAACAGAAUCGGAAUCAUCGUUUUCCGGCCACAGGACCAGGAUUCAUCCGGAACCACGCGACAGCAGCACCUCAAGUCAGAGCCUAAGCGGGCCGAGCAAGUUCGGGAGCAGGGAGUCCGGCCUCCCAGAUCUCCCCGUUCUGUGCGAUGAAAGACUGCAGAAACUGGACCCAUCGACGUGGACAAACGUUCCCAUACCCCCCGAAGCAGCGAGAAGAGCAAUCUCAUUGUACUUGGAGACCGACCACACCAUCACCGCCCUGUUCGACGUUGAUCUCUUCCUCGACAGCCUGGUUUCGGGCAGCUCUCGAUUCUGCUCCAAGCUGCUAUUCAACUCUCUUCUCAGUUGGGCUUGCCAAGGUUACACUGCGUACGAGCCGGAGGCUUCCGCUUGGAGUUAUGCCUUUUACGACGAGGCAAUCCAGCUUCUGGAGGAGGAUUGGAGGCUGGGUUUCGUAGCUCCGGUCACGGUUUCGGCAUUGCUUUACUUGAGCAUGUCGUCCAUGUGUCACGCGAAGAACAUGACGGAUGCCUCGAAACACCUCGAGAGCGCAAUCGACCUCGCCAAGAGCAUCGGGCUCUUUGGCAUCCCCGAAGACGAAAUGGUGGAGGCAUGGCCGGAAACCGGCGCGGACAUGCUGUGGGAAAAGGCCACCGCACAAACUGCUUGGGGCAGUUUUGUCUACAUCACGACGCCGAUUCCAGGAUACACGAACGACAUUGGCGAAGCGCUGACAUCGGAUGAGCAGCAAUUGCCAGCAUAUGCGGGGCAGACGUUCUCUUUGCUCUGCAAGCUGGUUCUCAUAGCUCACGACAUGAUUUGGAUGAAUUAUGCCAGCAACAGCGUACAGACCACGGCUCAUUCGAUGGUGGAGGCGAUGGAGUUGGUGUACAGACGAUACCUGGCGUGGGCGGACGAUCUACCCCUGGAACUGGUGCGCAGCGGUGAGAGUGCGCAUCACGUUCUCCUUUUGCACACCUACCUGCACGCCUUCGUGCUAGAUCUAUUUCGCCCCUUAUUCCGACACGGCGACGCGAUGCGCACCAGACUCGAGUCUUUCACGUCCCAGCAGGCCUCCCCGGAGGCAGUCUGCUCCGCGUCCGCCACCCAACUGAAAAGGAUCGCCAUCACGUACCUCCAAAACUGCCCGUCGGCCUCGUACAGCUUCCUCUGGCAAACGGCGCUGCUCUACGUCGCGAACGCGGCCCUCCGCGAGUCGGCCCAGGCGAUCGACAGCUCCGAGCAGCGAUCCGACUUCCGCACGUGCAUCAUCGGGUACCAGAAGCUGCAGCGGUGCUUCAGGCUCCCGCAGGCGAUCGUCCGGGGUCUGCUUUCGAUGGUGUUGCGGGAGGGGCUGAUGACGUCCUCGGAGGCGCGGGCCAUCAUCAAGGAUUCGGAGGAGAAGGGGAAACACCACCCGUUGCUGGAACCGAUACUGGCGCCGUUCGUCGUCGACCUCGACAUUUGCGUGGUGGAUCGGUCGGCGGCGCUCGUCGACAGACUGGCGGCGGAAUUCGACGAGAUUGCGAUACUCAACGAGUUCACGAUGGUUACGGCGGGAAGGGAAGGCAUGGAGAGUUCGGCUGACAUACUCGUCUACGACGCGGACAGCUGA